AUGGCAAAAUUUGGCUCUCUUGACGAACUGCGGAAGAAGGAGGAAGAAGACAAAGAGAACUCCAACAGUUACGUGGGGGGAGACAAGAGUGGCCUUGCGGUUGAACACCCGGACUCCAGCAAAGAUGCCUGGCAACGCAUGCAACAGCUCGCGUCGAGCGGUGCUGCAGGUUCAGGUCCUUUGCCCGCUGAUCAUCGAGUAGUUACAGUUUACCGCAAUGGGUUCACGGUUGGGGAUGGACCUUUCCGGCCCUUGUCUGAUCCGCUCAACAAGAAGUUCAUGGACGAGAUGGCAGCAGGACGUUGUCCCGCGGAACUGCAGGCCCAGGCAGGCUCCAACGAACCCGUUCAUGUUGCUGUUCAAGACAAGCGCGGAGAAGAUUACAAGGAGCCAGCUGCACCUUCGUAUGUGAAGUUCUCUGGAGAGGGAAAUACACUGGGUGGCAGCUCUUCUUCAACGGCUGCGGUUGAGGCCGACAAAGCAUCAAUGACGGUCUGGGACCGACAUUUGCGAAUUGUGGGAGCAGGGUGA
Molecule: messenger RNA, 531 nt
Organism: Cladocopium goreaui
Lineage: Eukaryota; Dinophyceae; Suessiales; Symbiodiniaceae
Source: the annotation of a GenBank genome assembly